Anisakis simplex (herring worm) is the source of this 1002-nucleotide messenger RNA. The record is from the annotation of a GenBank genome assembly. NCBI's taxonomy places the organism in Eukaryota, Metazoa, Nematoda, Chromadorea, Rhabditida, Anisakidae.
AUGCAUUCAAUAGUGGAGUACGUCGGAUCCACCAAGGGUGGUCACUGUGGUUAUUGUAAGAGUGAGGAUUCGUCGAAAUCCGCUGUCGGUAUGAUGGCUUAUUCUCUGAGUGUACAACACUAUAACGCUCUCUUAGAUAGAGGCUUACGAAGGUCUGGUCGUUACUUAUACAAGCCGGACAUCAUGGAAACUUGCUGUCCGCAGUAUACGAUUCGCCUGGAUACAAAUAAGUUUGUUUUGUCACGCACACAAAAACGUGUUCUACGACGCAUGAACGAUUUUCUGAUGUAUGAUUAUCGACCAAAGAAAGCAAUUCGUGGUUGUGACACCAGAAAGAAAAGCACUGAGCCAAGUGAGCACCAGUCGGAGAAGAUCGCUCCACGGUUGGAUGAUAUACCCAAACGGGAUGAUGGUAGAUCCAAGAAGAUGAAUAAAAACGAAGAUAUCAAGUUUGUUGACGAGGAAAAUGGUGAUAGUAAUUGUGUUGUUGGAAAAGGGGUUGACAAGCGAGAUCGUGGAAAGAAGAAGAAAACAAUCCGACGAGAACGAGCUUUUGCGCGAAUGCGAUCGAAAGGAAUCAACAUUGAAGAAGUAAUGAAGAGGAGAGCUGCAAAAGAAGAAGCACGACGUCGUACACUUGAAUCAUUUAUAUUGCCUUAUGAUGCCAGCAAAUUUGAACAUCACUUGCAGGUUCGUCUUGUGAAAGUUGGUUCGAAUGAAUUCAAUGAAAUAGCAGAUGAAAGUUUUGAAGUUUUUCUGAAAUAUCAAACGAUCAUUCAUAAUGACACGGACCGCAGCAGACGAAGCUACGAGAAUUUCUUGGUUAAUUCGCCGUUAUUCGACAGCGACCAGUCGGAAGAAAACCGAAAUAAAGUACUCUUCGACCAUUUCAAUCCAUUCCAUCACAGUAUUUGUUCGCUAAAUGGGAAUCCUCGUUCUUUCGUUGCAUUCUCUGUUGAAUUUCUGUUUCCAAAAUCACCUUUAAUUUCUCUACAAAGGUGA